Molecule: messenger RNA, 1053 nt
Organism: Pteronotus mesoamericanus
Lineage: Eukaryota; Metazoa; Chordata; Mammalia; Chiroptera; Mormoopidae
Gene: CHRAC1
Product: chromatin accessibility complex subunit 1
Exons: 3
Coding region: 20-415 (131 amino acids)
Biological process (GO): DNA-templated DNA replication; chromatin remodeling
Cellular component (GO): nucleus; CHRAC
Molecular function (GO): protein heterodimerization activity
Source: RefSeq, a predicted model, not a curated record
GCGGGGGAGGGGCACAAAGAUGGCGGACGUAGUCGUGGGCAGAGACAAGUGCGGAGAGCAGCGCAUCGUGUCGCUGCCCCUGUCCCGCAUCCGGGUCAUCAUGAAGAGCUCCCCCGAGGUGUCCAGCAUCAACCAGGAGGCGCUCAUGCUUACGGCUAAGGCCACGGAACUCUUUGUUCAGUAUCUAGCCACCUAUUCCUACAGACAUGGCAGUGGAAAAGAAAAGAAAGCACUCACUUACAAUGAUUUAUCAAAUACUGCAGAGGAAUCGGAAACUUUUCAGUUUCUUGCAGAUAUAUUACCAAAGAAGAUAUUAGCUAGUAAAUAUCUGAAAAUGCUUAAGGAGAAGAGGGACGAAGACGAGGAGGAGAAUGGCAACAAUGAGGAAAGUGAUGAUGAUGAAGCGGAAUCCUAACCCUAAAGCGAAGCUUGAAAAUGUCAGACUGGUGAGGGCCGCCCUGGAUAAGCACCAUGGCUUUUUUUUUUCGUUUUUUUUUUUUUCUUUCAUUGAUAUUUUAGAGAGGAAAGGAGAGAGGAGGAGAGGAGGAGAGAGCGAGACAUGGAUUUGUUGUUCCACUUCAUGCGUUCAUUGGUUGCCUCUUGGCUGUGCCCUGACUGGGGAUCAAACUUGGACCAGCACCACUGCUUUGAAGUAAGCAAACACUGGGCAGUUUCAGCCUCUUCACUUUUCAGAGUCUGAGUCCACUGUGUUCUUCCCCGGCUGAGACAGGGCAUCUGAUGCGCCCGCACCACCAACAGCCAAAAGCUGUCAGGCCCCCAUGUGGGUGAAGGGCGCCAAGAAAGGGCUGCCUGCACAGGCGCACCCGCCCGCUCUGUGCGGCCGGAAACCAGCUGCAGAGACAGCCUGGCUCCGCCUUGGCUUGCAGGCCGGUUUUGAAGAGCUUCUAAGUAUUACUUACGUGGAAACAACUAGAUCCAGUUUUAGCUAAAAAUAUCACUUGUUGUAUUUUGUUACGUUGUAUGAUGUUACACUUAAAAUUUUGUAUUUCAAGAAAAUUUCUUAGAAUAUUUGUCCAAAUACUGUGUUUUUUA